UUAGACCCAGAGCUGACUUCCUGCUCGGGGCUCAGGGCUCCGGCGGCCUCUCAGAGCCCCGACUGGGGAGACUGGGGCUGGGGAGACUGGAAGAAUCGGAGGCCAAGUUCAGGCCCAGGCCAGACUGGGCGGGAAAAUGGCUGGAGAGGGUAGAGAGCUCAGCACCAGGAUGUCCUCAGAAAAUCAGAACAUGGACAACAGGCUCUUCUUUGAGACUGUAUUCAAGCACUUCAAAAGACACAAGGUGCAGAUUUCAAAUGCGAUAAAAAAGACAUUUCCUUUCUUUGAAGGCCUACAUGACAACGAACUCAUCACCAGUAAAAUGUAUGAAGACUGUCAAGAUUCUUGUAGAAACCUGGUCCCUGUACCAAGAGUGGUGUACAAUGUUCUCAGUGAGCUGGAGAAGACGUUUAACCCGUCGCUUCUGGAAGCUGUGUUCAGUGAGGUCAACAUGCAGGAAUAUCCUGAUUUAAAUAUCAUUUAUAAAAGCUUCGAAAACGUGAUCCAAGAGAGAAUUAAUUAUGAAGAAAGUAAUGGACAAAACAGGCCUGCCAUCCAACUGAGUCUUGAGCAAGGAACUGGCGGUCAUUCCAGCCCGACCUCCUCUUCACAGGCAGUUCCCUUGUCUCAUGAUGGUAUGACCCCGCGUGAAAAUGGACUCUCGGAUCACCUCAGUGAAACACAGCAGAUGAAUGCGAAGAUGAAAGAUAGAACCAGCGACCAAAAUGGUGCUCUAGAAAGCCAACAAGCAAAUGAACAAUGUGCCCAAGAGUCUGAACCAGCAGGAGCAAAGCCAUCCAACCAUGGACUACAGAUCAAUUCCUGUUCUGUCCAUCUAGAGGAUAUAAAGAAGGAAAAGCCAUUUUUUAACUCAGAAGUUCAACUGCAAGCCCAAACAAGGACUGACCAGGUGUCUGACAUAAUAGUGAUCAGCAGUGAGGACUCUGCAGAAUCCAGUGAUGGAGACGAGUUCCCAGAACCCUCCACACCAACACCAAGAAGAGUGGCUGGGAAUCUUCCUGUCCAAGGGAUCGAACCCGAGUGUCCUCCUUGGCAGGCGGAUACUUUACUACUGAGCCACGUGGGAAGCCAAAAUACCCCAAUUAAGAUAGAACCCAGGAACUUCAGAAAAACAACCACAUCCAGAAAAAGAGUUUGGCAAAGAGUGAUAAGGCGUGAAGAGUCUUUAGAGUCCAGCGAGGACGAGGCGCCCUGGGGAACACAGAGCUCAGCUCUGAGAAGUGAUCCUGAUGAGGAUCCUACAGAUAUCAGAAACACAUCAAGCUGCAGGAGAAGCAAUAGGAAAAGAUGGAUGAGCGGUGGUGACUCUUCAGACUUCAGUAACGAAGGAGAGCCUCAGGCAACAUCUAGUUCAGCCCUAAGAAAUGGGUCAGGUAAAGAAGAUUAGGGUGUCCAGCCUUGGCCUGCAGCAUGUCAGGACUGAAAAGCCACGGUUUUGAAGACCUUGUGUCCUGUUUGUCCUGGAACUUUCUUCAGCAUUUUAAAAAAUAGAAUCAGGCAGGAAAUUUGUUGAUAUAAGAUCUGAGUUGAUGCUGGAACCUGGGGGCCCAAAGCACUGUCAUGGUCCCUGGUAGAGUGGAGUGUAUGAUGUAAGGUAAUGUCCAUCUAACAGUGAGUCCACUCAAUCCAGGGGGUCACUGGGAAGUCAUUACCCAAGUUCCUAAAUGUAUAAUCAGGACAGCCACAGUAGUUGCUUAACUGGUUCUUUAAACCAUAGUUCUUAUCUAUGAAAUAACAAUGAUAUCUUCAGAUCAGA
Bubalus bubalis (water buffalo) is the source of this 1777-nucleotide messenger RNA. RefSeq names its product nuclear autoantigen Sp-100. Bases 137 to 1408 code for a protein of 423 amino acids. NCBI's taxonomy places the organism in Eukaryota, Metazoa, Chordata, Mammalia, Artiodactyla, Bovidae. Gene Ontology annotation, cellular component: nucleus. The transcript is spliced from 12 exons. Gene Ontology annotation, biological process: regulation of transcription by RNA polymerase II. Gene Ontology annotation, molecular function: DNA-binding transcription factor activity, RNA polymerase II-specific. The record is from RefSeq and is a predicted model, not a curated record.